CUUCUCUCGGCUUGCGGGAGCGCGGGCUCGGGAGCCGGACCCUGGCGGGCUCGCCAUGGACCGCGACUUGCUGCGGCAGUCGCUGGGCUGCCACGGCCCGGCGCUGCUGUCGCUGCUGCGGAGUGAGCAGCAAGACAACCCGCACUUCCGGAGCCUUCUGGGCACGGCGGCCGAGCCAGCCCGCGGCGCGGCGCCGCCUCCGGGAGCCGGCAGGAAAGAGAAGAGAGUUGACAACAUUGAAAUACAGAAAUUCAUCUCUAAAAAAGCGGAUCUGCUUUUUGCCCUGUCUUGGAAAUCAGAUGCAUCUACACCCUCUGACGUGCAUGAUGACAAUGACAAUCAUUAUGCAGUCAUGCCACCUUUAGAGCAAUUCAUGGAGAUCCCAAGCAUGGACCGGAGAGAACUGUUCUUCCGAGAUAUUGAACGUGGUGAUAUAGUGAUUGGAAGAAUUAGCUCUAUUCGGGAAUUUGGUUUUUUCAUGGUGUUGAUCUGUUUAGGAAGUGGCAUCAUGAGAGAUAUAUCUCACUUAGAAAUCACAGCUCUUUGUCCUUUAAGAGAUGUGCCUUCUCACAGUAACCAUGGAGAUCCUUUAUCAUACUACCAAACUGGUGACAUAAUUCGAGCUGGAAUCAAGGAUAUUGACAGAUACCAUGAAAAGCUUGCAGUAUCUCUGUAUAGCUCAUCUCUUCCUCCACACCUGUCUGGCAUUAAACUAGGUGUGAUUACUUCUGAAGAGCUUCCUUUGUAUUACAGGAGGAGUGUUGAACUAAAUAGUAAUUCUUUGGAGUCCUAUGAAAAUAUCAUGCAGAGUUCUCUGGGAUUUGUUAAUCCAGGAGUAGUUGAAUUCCUUCUAGAGAAACUAGGAAUAGACGAAUCUCAUCCACCAUCUUUAAUGAGAGGCCUACAAAGCAAAAAUUUCUCUGAAGAUGAUUUUGCUUCAGCAUUAAGAAAGAAACAGUCAGCAUCUUGGGCUUUAAAAUGUGUGAAGAUUGGAGUCGAUUAUUUUAAGGUGGGGCGACAUGUGGAUGCUAUGAACGAAUACAAUAAAGCUCUGGAAAUAGACAAACAAAAUGUGGAAGCUCUGGUAGCUCGUGGGGCAUUAUAUGCAACAAAAGGAAGUCUGAACAAAGCAAUAGAAGAUUUUGAGCUUGCAUUAGAAAACUGCCCAACUCACAGGAAUGCAAGGAAAUAUCUCUGCCAGACACUUGUAGAAAGAGGAGGGCAGUUAGAAGAAGAAGAAAAGUUUUUAAAUGCUGAAAGUUACUAUAAGAAAGCUCUGGCUUUGGAUGAGACUUUUAAAGAUGCAGAGGAUGCUUUGCAGAAACUUCAUAAAUAUAUGCAGAAAUCUUUGGAAUUAAGAGAAAAACAAGCUGAAAAGGAAGAAAAGCAGAAAACAAAGAAAAUAGAAACAAGUGCAGAAAAGUUGCGUAAGCUCUUAAAAGAGGAGAAAAGGCUAAAGAAGAAAAGAAGAAAAUCAUCUUCUUCCUCUUCAAGUGUUUCUUCUGCCGAUGAAUCCGUUUCUUCUUCCUCAUCUUCUUCCUCUUCUAGCCACAAACGGCAUAAGAAAACUAAGAGGAAUCGUUCGGAGUCUUCUCGCAGUUCCAAGAGGCACUGGUCUAGGACAUCUUCAGGCCACACAGAUCAAAGUAGGAAAGAUGAUUGCUAUCCGGUUCCAACUAAUACCUCAGCAUCUUUCCUUAAUCAAAAGCAAGAAAUGGAGAAACUGCUGGAAAAGCAGGAUAGGUUACAGUGUCCAAAUGCACAGGUAAAAGAGAAAGAAAGAGGCCUUCUGACAUCUUCAGUUGAAGUACCAGAUGAUUUGGGAGGUAGGUCAGAUUUUUACAAUAGCUAUAAAACCCAGGCAGGUAGUAGCAAAACCGAAAAGCCAUAUAAAUCAGAAAGACAUUUCUCCAGUAGGAGAAAUUCCUCAGAUUCCUUCUCUAGAAAUUCAGAGGACAAGAUGAAAGCAUCUAGUUACCGAAGAUUUGAAAAGGACACGGAGGGAAAAAAAGAUUACUCUAGAAGGUGGGAGCCAAGUUCUGGGAAGUACUCUACUUCACCAGCAAGUUCAGACUACUCUUGGAAGUCACUUGAAAAACAAAAAAAAUAUGUGUACUCUGGAUCACGGGAUGUCAGUAAACAUGAGCAAAGAUACCAGUUAAAUACAAAUCAGGGAGAGCGUGCGUAUGAAAAGGAUGACAGCUGUGGGGAGGGUAACAAAACUGAGGCUCCAGAAGAGAUGCUCAAUAGCAAAGAGCAGCCAGAAAGCAGAGUUAAGAAAAAUUUACCUCAAAAUUUACUCAAUAUAUUUAAUCAGAUAGCUGAAUUUGAAAAAGAAAAAGGAAAUAAGCCAAAAAAAUGAUCUGCUAAGGAAAUGUACACUAAUUUUCAGAAGUUUGGGGAUUCUUUAGCCCUAACAAAUAGUUCUAAGUCUAAAUUUAUUUGUAGCAGAUCACAAAAGGCUGUUUUAAUUAUCAGCCCCUUUGUCAGUCAGUGGUGUGGGUAUGUGUGGACACAGCUUUUAACUGACAACUCAGACUUUUUCACAUAAAGAUAUUUUCUGAGUACUUUGUUUCUUCACUGUAAUAUGGUUUGUGAGAAUCCUUCCUUGGGUCCAUCUUAUUUCACUGUUAGAAAAAUAUGUUUGCAUUGAACAAUUUGAUUGUUUUAUCAAAAAAUACUUUAUUCUGUUUUUUGUUAAAAGCCCUUAGCCUUUGGGGAUGGGGAACAAUUUAUGGUUGAAUGUUUCUUAGAUAUUAUUUUCAGUCAUUUGUUUUCAGUAUUAAAAUUUUUACACCAUUUCAUUUUUAAGUGAUAAAUUAUGACUUGACUUAUCUAAGACUUGAUAUCAAUAGUUUGUGAAUACUGUUUUCUUCCCAGAUUAACAAAAUACCUUAAGAAUAAGACCACGAAAGUUGGUUAAUCAGAGCCUAUUUUAUUUCUCCAAUAUUAUUUUUACUUAAUGGUUAUAGUCAUAAGAAAAUCCUUAAUUUUAAACACUGACCUAACCCUUUGAGAAUUCUGUAUCAAACUAGAUGAGAAUAGGAAAUAAUUAUUAAUAAAAAUAGCAGCAGAGAAGCACCCUAUAAAUCUGAUUUUCUUCUGCUAUCACAUUGCAAAUGUUUGGAAAGUCAGUAGGCAUGUUUCUCAGUAGCAGAGGGUUGAUUUGCAGCUUUAGUUUUCUUAUCUGUCACUUUCCUCCUUUAUUGAUGCCCCUCAUUGAAUCCUAGUAAAUAAUCCAGAGUAAAUCCCAAGCCUCUGAGGUGGAUCAGUAGAUAAAAGUACCAGCCAUGCCAGAUAACCUGAGUCUAAUCCCAAGACCCCAUGGUGUAGGGAGAGAACUGACUCCCAAAGCUUGUCCUCUGUCAGACAGACAGACACACACACACACACACACACAGAGUACCAUGUGUGGACCUAUACAUACAAACAGCUAAAGAAGAAAUCAUCUUCAGCUUUCAAAGAACACCUCUGAAUUACUAGAAAGUGAAUAGUAGACUAGUAGACUCUUGGCAAGAUCAGUAAGUAUCAUAGCUGCUGCAUUUCUGAUGCUCUUAAAUUAGGAUUCUAGAAAGUAUAAAUAGCAAUAAGCUUUUAAUCUCUUAUUGGUCAUUGGAUGGGAUCCAUCGUCAGACAUGCAUGAAGGAAUGGCAGAAAUAGAAGAGACUCAUUGCAUGUUUGUUUCUACCAGUAAAAUACUAAAGCUUUAAUACUGACACAUAGUAUUUAUACCAAAUUAUAGUGAUGGAAAACUACUGUAAAAUAACAUUUAUUUUACAGUACAAUACAGAAAAGAAACCUUGAUUAAGAACAAUAAAUAAUGGCAGCAGAAAUAUAAUCACUUCAACAUUUGUUUUUACACCAAGGAACUCAUUAUUAUUAUUAUUUGGGCUGGGGUGAGGAUGAUGAGCAUGUGUGCCACAUAUGUGGACAUUGAAGGACAACUUGAAGGAAUUUCUUCUUCCACCUUACAGGUCCCAGGAAUGAAACUUGGCUCAUUGGGCUUGACAGCAAGUACCUCUGUCCACUGAGCCAUUUUGCUAUCCCAGCACCAAGGAACUCCUAAGAGUAUUCUAUGUAUUAAUAGUUCCAGACUGAUUCCUACAUAGCUAGGGUUUGUUGUUGUUAAAAGGGUAAAAAACACCACUCUGUACACCCCUUGAUCUUUGAGAAUCCCUAGUACACCUUAUAACCUUACACAUAUAACCUUACUUAACCCUUAGGAUAGUGCCUUGUAGGGUAGGCUGUCAGACUUUGAAAAUUACAUCUUUCCUAGGACAUACUAAGCUAAGCAGACUACACUAAGCAUCCAGUUCCUUGGAAUAUUUAAGGAGUUGUCACAGAAAAAAAUAUUGGGGAUUUAAAUUGAUUCUCAGUUCUGUCUUCAGUAUUUUCUUUUACAUUAAUAUGUCCAUAGUUUGUAUGUACCCUGGACAGCUUUGUCUUAAUUUCCAAGAGUAACUAUAACUUCUUAGUCCAGAUCUGCAAACAGAGGGUUCAUCCUUUGUCUUAAAAUUUAGCAUUAUUACAUGUAGUUAGUAUAGUGGUUAAAUGUAAACUUGGAUGCUGGCCAUUCCAGAGUAGGGUCUAGUAGCUAACUAUUUAUUAUGCAGUUAGCCCUAUUUCAGUGCCAGUGUGUUUUGCUUAUGUGUUACUUUAGUAAGCCUGUGAUAAUUACCUCUAAAUUACGAAAAGAAAAAGCUUAGAAAAGUAGUCUCCCUAGAAACAAAACCUCUGCCUUUGUAGAACACAAAGUUUAAUGAUUUAAGUAACUUACAAACUAAAACAACUGAAAAUCAUAACAUUGAUUUUAAAAAAUGAUACGAUUAAUCAGUUUUAGAUCUUACAUGUUGUGCAUCUAGGCAAUAUUUGAUCCAAAAAGUGCCCAGAGUUUUCUUAGCCAUUUUACUUAUUAGACUUAACUAUGUUUCUAAAUUUAAAAUGAUCAUUAGUAGAAACAGAUUUACUACCACUGCUGCUUUUUUCAGAAGUAACUGAGUAGUGGUUCUAAGACAAUCACUGUUGUAAUAACUAUUUUGCCCCAGGUUUAAAGGAGAUGCUGAUUUAUAUACAUGAAUUGUAAUUUAUUUGAAAUUGUCUCCUACUGUAAGUCCGAAAAAUUCAAAGUGCUGGAAAUAAAGUAUUAACUAGAAAAAACAAUUUUAAAUAUAGUAUGCAAUAUCUACCUCCAGUGUAAAUUUAAGGUCAGAGAAGAAAUAUUUUUAGCCGCUUAAGUUGUACUUUAUUUGUGCAUGUACAGAGAUAAGUGUAUAUGUACACACACAUAUAUACAGUGUCUUUCUUACUACAUUAUUUUCUUGAGGGAGUGGGAGUGAUGGUGUCUUUUUGGUUACACGUUAUAACCAGUACAAACAAACAGAAUAUGCCCUUUACCAGUUUCCUCCCUCAUGCCUACCCCCCCAAAAAAAAAUCUGAAGAAUACGGUUGUUUGCUUUUUGUUUUUUAUUUUAAAAAGUAAUUUGUGAUCUAGAGUAAAUGAAAACUUCCCUAUUGAUAUAGAAUAAAUCUUUAGAAGUGUAUUAGUGAAAGAAUCUUAUAAAUGUGUUACUUCAUAAAACAUCUAACACUAUAGACAUGUUCUAGUAAAAAAGAGAAACUGCUGAUUUCCCUCUGCUUUGUCACAUGGCUUGGCUAAAGUUCUGCAGUUUUCCCUCACUAUAAAUAAAACAGUAGGAAAAAACAAACAAAAACUCCCUUUGUUCUUUUCCCAAACAGCUUUUACAGCCACUGUGAAGAACUUUUGUCUGCUCUAUACUUCUGGUACUAUUUUAGUAAGCCUAUAUCGUCGAUAAAUGGAACCCCAGGAAAAGAGGGAGACUUAACUAGUAAUAAGAUUUUCAUUUGUGUUCAAAAUUUGUACAAAAGAUUAAAAGAAGCAUGUUUAUUUGUUGAGCUUUUUUUGUUUAGGAAUGUUGGAAUUACUGCCACUACUAGCUGACCUAGAGCUAUCACUUCUUGGCGGAGGCUCAGGGAAUCUGAGCUGUAUCACUUUAGCUGUAGGUGGAGAGGGGGGAAUUGAGUCCUCGAGCGACCUGGAACAAGAAAGGAUUUUCUAUAAACUUAAUGCAAAAUGUACUUCAAAAGACCUUUCUUUUGGCAAAAUAAUAUUUUUUUAAUUCCAUAAGUAAUUAAAGAACUACGAAAGCUAUUAAUGUUAUAAAAUCUAAAAAUAUGACCAAUUCUUUCAAAAAAAGAAAUGAACAUAGUUUAAGUAAAUUGUUAAUUCUUUCUGUGAGAAAAAUAUUUUCAAGUGUAAACAGUUUCAUAUAGAAUUGGAAGCAGUAGUUUGUAAGGUGGAAACAAAAGGAGUGGGUGCUUGAAAAGGUGAUCAAAAUGAUAGUUUAAAGUCAUUUACGCUGAAGAGGAACGGGGUUGGCAGUGAGAUGGUGAGAUGGUUUGGAAAAUAGCCAUUUGCUUCUGAAAUGAUAUGUUUUAUUAAAAGUACAGAAAAAUUUAAUAUAUAGUAAACUGAGUAGUUUGAUAUAUUUAUGUAGAAAAAAGGUUUUUAAGCUUAAAAUACUGUCUUUGGGGAUUUCUCUCUUUUUUUUUUAAUGAAACACUUACAUAGACUAAUAAAAACUAGUACAUAACUUUCAACUGUAGAAGAUUAGAAAUCUUAAAAUCAGGUUUAUUAUUGAUCAACAUGUCAACAAAGACUUAUUCCCCCUGGUAGAUUUUGGUUUGCAUUAAGCUAAGUAAGAUACCGUAAAUAAACAUCUAUAAUUAGAAAAUCAGUUAUUUGUGCAUCUAACUUACUCUUAUCGAGUUUAAAAAGAUUUAAAUUUUCCUAGAGUUAGAGUUCACCCAAAAUGUUUGCUAUAUUACCCUAAUUUUCACUCAACCUUGUUCCCUAAAAUAACUUCCUAGUUACAGUAAGUGUGUCAUAAUAGAAAUAUUAGCAGCUGCAGGCAGCUUGCUAUACUGUGUGUCUGUACCGUAGUGCGGUUGCUGAAGGUGAGUGAUGUGGGUAGGUAGCUGAGUGGGUAGUGUGCUGGCCAGUAGCAGCUGUGAGGUUGAGGACCCGCUUCCCUUACCUGAGUGAUGAAAGUGAAGACUGGGAAGAGGCUCUUGAGCUCGGGGCUUUUGCUGUAGGUAGUUCUAACCCAUCCUGAAAGAAUGUUUCAGUCAUUAGUCCUACACACUUUAGAAGAAAGUUAAUUAGAUACACAGACCUACUAUAUUAGACUCUAUUACCUGCUGAAAAUACGUUUGAAAAAUGACAUGAAUUUCUGCAUUUUCCAUGGCAUUAACUAACAUUUGGUCAAUGUCCUUGUGAAACUGUAUGAUCUCACGGAGCUGAAUGUCUUGUUCCUCUAGAGUUUCAUCAUUUGUUUGUUUCAAAAUGCGGAUUUCUCUUCUGAGUCUUCCACACUGUUAAUAUUAAUAAAUAAGUCAGGCACUAUAUAAAACUACUUUCCAUGAGUUAAGGAAAGCGGGCUCUGAGUUCAUUUAGUAGUUGAAAGAUGCGAGUAUUAGGGUCAGCUUUAAGGUCUCUAGCACCUGCUUGGUUACUCGCUGUAAUUUCGGCUUCUGCUCCUCAGUCUCCUUACGAAGUUGAAAUGCGAGUGUUUGUUUCUCUGAUAAUUUCUCUUUGGCGUUAUUUGCUAAGUGUUCUAUAACUUCAAAAGUAUUUUCCAUGCUCUGUAGAAAAUAAAGUGUCAACAUACUCAUGAUCAGAAUAAAAAAAUAUGAUUUAUUGCUUGCCAUUUGCCA
Molecule: messenger RNA, 7734 nt
Organism: Grammomys surdaster
Lineage: Eukaryota; Metazoa; Chordata; Mammalia; Rodentia; Muridae
Gene: Ttc14
Product: tetratricopeptide repeat domain 14
Exons: 12
Coding region: 56-2362 (768 amino acids)
Molecular function (GO): protein binding; nucleic acid binding
Source: RefSeq, a predicted model, not a curated record